UUUCAGUGUUGGUCCACAGACUGCAUUGACACCAUGACUCGCCUGCUGCUCCGCACCAUGCUGCUGGGGAACCUGGCCUUCUGUGUCACAGCUCAAGAAAUGCUGACUCCACCUGGCCAGGUGAAGUUUACGUCUAUAAACUACAGAAACGUCCUGCACUGGGUGGCUCCCACCAACAGCACCUCCCUGCAUUAUAACGUCCAGUAUAAGAUCUAUGGUGAGAUGGACUGGCUGAAAGUCAGCAGCUGUCAGGGGAUCCGGAGGCACAAGUGUGACCUCAGCAACGUCACCUCCGAUACCACAGAGUGGUACUACGCUCGGGUCCAAGCCACAUCCGUAGCCUCCAGCAGCAAAUCGGCCUGGGCCUUGUCCCCCAGAUUCAGCCCCCGCUGGGACACCAAAAUCAGUCCUCCUGAUGUGAAGAUCAACUCCUCCAAACAAGGCAUCGUCAUCCAAGUGAAGGCCGCCCGGUUGUUGGUCCGCAAGAUGCACAGCAGUGUGGAAUACAAAGUCUACGUCCUCCACAAUGGAAAGGAGGACAUGUACGAUAUCACCUGCUGCUCCCACAAGCUGACUCUGACAAAACUGAAUCCCAAAACACAGUACUGUGUCCAGGCAGAGACAGUCAUCUUCCGCCACAUGAAGAGCAGCGAUCGCAGCUCUGCAAAGUGCAUCACGACGCCCUGAAUACUCAAGUAAAUCAGGAGCAGCAGACGCUGGUUGAUUGGAGUCAAUCUCGUCACCAUGGCUUCAAUACUCACCUCUACCUCCACGGCUGCAGCCACAGGUGUCUGAACUCCUUAAAGUGAUGCACUUUAUUAAAUCUUCCAUGGAGCAUUUUGUUUAAAGUCUGUCACUCAGCUUGGGUCUUAGUUUGAGGCAUUUUGAUUAUUUCUAUUAAAAUAUUUAUACACAGUUUUUUUUUUUGCCAGUACAUUUAGAAGGAGCUUUUUUUUUACAUUAGCGUAACUAAUUAUUCAUGAACCAACGCAUUGUAUUUAUCAGCCUGUUCUGCAUCCAAACCGUCGCUGAGCAUGCAUGAAUGUUUCUCAUUUUUUAACGACUUUUCACAAAAUAAAAACCUACCAGAGCUUCUGUUUGAGGAUAAAAACAUCACAUUGUGAUGCUUUGGGCCUCACGUUCAUCAUACAUGUGUCACCGUACCAAUAAAACGAUUCAUUUCCUCUUUUUAAUGUUAUCUUUUCUGUGUUUUGAGUUUUUGUGAUACUGAAAGGUCAACGCUCCCUUGCAGAAGUAUUUGGUAUCUCUAUAAUGUUACUGACAUAAAAAAGUGCAUAACUGUAAAAUAAA
Molecule: messenger RNA, 1311 nt
Organism: Cyprinodon variegatus (sheepshead minnow)
Lineage: Eukaryota; Metazoa; Chordata; Actinopteri; Cyprinodontiformes; Cyprinodontidae
Gene: il22ra2
Product: interleukin-20 receptor subunit alpha-like
Exons: 6
Coding region: 34-687 (217 amino acids)
Molecular function (GO): protein binding
Source: RefSeq, a predicted model, not a curated record